Molecule: messenger RNA, 540 nt
Organism: Aspergillus nidulans FGSC A4
Lineage: Eukaryota; Fungi; Ascomycota; Eurotiomycetes; Eurotiales; Aspergillaceae
Exons: 4
Coding region: 1-540 (179 amino acids)
Source: RefSeq, a predicted model, not a curated record
AUGGGUCUGCGACACUCUGUCCUGUUCCCUCUUCGUGGGAGCUGCCCUGGCGAAUCCCCAUCUCCUUCGCCAACAGGAUGGCCCCGUCGACCCCGGCACCGCGGCCUAGACUUGUUAAACCCAACCCGCCAAGAAAUUGGUUGGAUCAUGCUUUCUGAAAACCCGCUGGGUUUUGGAAUACUUAAAGGCUAUGUCACUAUCGAGGAAAUGAGAGAAAACCUAGGAUCUAACUUGUCCCAUCAGUACACCACAAUUGGAGAAGGCUACGAGGAAAUACCAACGGUCCAGGGUGCGGCAAAGCCCAGCCACGACUCCUGCAAUACUGAAUAUGAGCCGUCCUUCGCCAUUGUGGGCAUUGACUCGGACAUCCAGUUAGGAUUAGAGCGCUCCGCGGAAGACCUGUACCCGGCAUCGUCGUCCAGGCCAAGCAAAUUCAGCAACGAGCCCGGCAAAGGCGAGCUCCUAAUGGAACUCAUCAGCGUCACCGGCUCCGACGCCUGUUUUCGUGCGGCCUUGAUGAAGAGCUGGGUCACCACAUGA